Molecule: messenger RNA, 13797 nt
Organism: Podarcis lilfordi (Lilford's wall lizard)
Lineage: Eukaryota; Metazoa; Chordata; Lepidosauria; Squamata; Lacertidae
Source: the annotation of a GenBank genome assembly
AUAUGAAAAAGGUUUGCAACUGGGUAAUUUUAAUGGUAAGGAUUUGCUGAACUAACAAAUUGAACUGGAAUACAAAAAGGGAGGUAUGAGGAGGUCCGGGAAAUAAGUAUAGGGAAGAUAGGUUAUGGAAAAUUAAUGUCUUUUUAACUGUUUAUUUGGUAUGUUUCUUUUUAUUUAUUUAUUUUUUAAACUUUUUUUGGUUAUAUUUUAAAAAAAACUUUAUUCUUCUUCUUUUUGUAUUCUGUAUUUUUUGUAUUUUUUGAAACUUUAAUAAAUAUCAUUUUUUUUUUUUAAAAAAAAAUGAAGCUCAAAUAUCCUACUUGUUGGAGAAAAUAAUAAACCAAACCAUUCCCGUUCCACUCCGUGUGCACUGUGAUUUUAUUUUUUCAAAACGUAUAUUUCAUACCUGGAGCACAGCCCCUUGGAACGUUCUGGGUGCUAGAAAAAAAUGCCAAGGACCGUUUGGAAUAAUUGGAACCGAACGUUGAAUGUAACUAGUGGAUUCUGUGAAGGGAUGAACGCGAACUGGAAUCACUUCCGUUCUGGACAUCUUGAAAUUGAACUAGUUCCUUUAAAAAUGUGCUCUCUGGGCUCUGUCACUAGCAAGCUUCCUUUGCUUACACUUAUCCAGCAUAUUUGUAAUCUGUUCUUUCCUAAGUGAAACUUGGUUGUGCUUACAAUAAGGGUGUGAAUUAUAGAAUCGUGGAGGUGGAAGCGAGCCCCAGGUCUAGUCCCACUAAAGCAUCCAUGACAGAUGGCCAUCCAUUAAAUGUGUUGCUUUUUAGUUGUUGAAAUAAAUAAAAAAAUUGUCCAGUAGCACCUUAGAGACCAACUAAGUUUGUUCUUGGUUGUUGUUUAGUCAUUUAGUCGUGUCCGACUCUUCAUGACCCCCUGGACCAGAGCACGCCAGGCCCUCCUGUCUUCCACUGCCUCCCGCACUUUGGUCAAACUCAUAUUAGUAGCUUUGAGAACACUGUCCCACCAUCUCGUCCUCUGCCGUCCCCUUCUCCCAACAUCUUUCCCCUUCCCAACAUCAGAGUCUUUUCCGGGAGUCUUCUCUUCUCAUGAGGUGGCCAAAGUCUUGGAGCCUCAGCUUCAGGAUCUGUCCUUCCAGUGAGCACUCAGGGCUUAUUUCCUUCAGAAUGGAGAGGUCUGAUCUUCUUGCAGUCCAUGGGACUCUCAAGAGUCUCCUCCAGCACCAGAAUUCAAAAGCAUCCAUUCUUCGGCAAUCAGCCUUCUUCAUGGUCCAGCUUUCACUUCCAUACAUCGCUACUGGGAAAACCAGAGCUUUUACUAUACAGACCUUUGUUGGCAAGGUGAUGUCUCUACUUUUCAAGAUGCUGUCUAGGUUUGUCAUUGCUUUUCUCCCAAGAAGCAGGCGUCUUUUAAUUUCGUGGCUGCUGUCACCAUCUGCAGUGUUCUAGGUUCUAAGUUUGUUCUAGGUAUAAGCUUUUGUGUGCAUGCACACUUCUUCAGUUACCAUGCACACAAAAGCUUAUACCCAGAACAAACUUAGUUGGUCUCUAAGGUGCUACCAGACAAUUUUUUAAUUUAUUUCGACUGCGUCAGACCAACACAGCUACCUACCUGUUUUUAGUUGUUGUUAUGGAGGAAAAAAAUCCUCAAUAAAAGAGCAAGAUAAUUGAAAGGUACUCAAUCUGUUUCUCCUACAAAAAAAGUAAGAAAAAAAGUUGACAAUUCUGAAAUAGUGUGUUAACUGAGCAGCUGCCUUUUGAAACGUGCUUUGUGUUUGUUGUUUUCCUUAAAGAUGGUCAGCGAGAAGGUUGGAGGAGCAGAGGGCACCAAGCUAGAUGAAGACUUCAAGGAAAUGGAAAAGGUGAGUAGAGGAAAAGCAACGUUGCACAUGGGUGCAAUGCGGGGAUGGCACAUUCAUGUCUAUGCUCUGGUAACCUCGAGGUUAGAUUACUUCAAUGCGUUAUACGUAGGGCUGCCUCUGAAGAUGGUUCGAAAACUUCACCUGGUACAGAAUUGAGCGGCCAGGUUGCAAGACGGUCUGAGCAUCUUCCACCGAUCCUGGUCUCCCGGUCCAACUGCAUUGGCUACCAAUGAGUUUCCAGGCCCACUUCAAAGUGCUGGUCCUGACCUAUAAAGCCUUAAACGGCUCAGUGCCACAAUACCUCAAGGACUGCCUCUUUCCAUAUGAACCUACCCACACCCUGAGAUCAUCUUCCAAGGCCCUCCUUCAUGUGCCUCCUCCUCGAGAGGGGCGGAGGGUGGCAACACGAGAACGGGGCCUUCUCUGCAGUGGCUCCCCGUCCGUGGAAUGCUCUCCCCAGGGAAGUUCACCUGCCGCCUUCAUUAUACACCUUUAGGUACCAGGCAAAAACGUUCCUUUUUAAUCAGGCCUUUGGUUGACCUGAUGGACAUAUACCCUUUUAAAAUGUGGCUCUUUUGGGGGGGUUGUUAUUGGGUUAUUGAUAUUAUUUUUAUUUUAUAUACUGUGAUCUUUUUAUGUGAACUGCCCUGAGACCUCCCGGUAUAGGGCGGUAUAUAAAUUCAAUCACCACCACCACCACCACCAUAACAUAUGCGGGUGGCACUGUGGACUAAACCACUGAGCCUCUUGGGCUUGCCGUUCGGAAGGUCGGCGGUUCGAAUCCCCGCGACGGGGUGAGCUCCUGUUGCUCUGUCCCAGUUCCUGCCAACCUAGCAGUUCGAAAGCACACCAGUGCAAGUAGAUAAAUAGGUACCGCUCCAGCGGGAAGGUAAACGGUGUUUCCAUGCGCUCUGGUUUCCGUCAUGGUGUCCCGUUGCACCAGAAGCGGUUUAGUCCUGCUGGCCGCAUGACCCGGAAAGCUGCCUGUGGACAAACGCCGGCCUGAAAGCGAGAUGAGCGCCGCAACCCCAUCGUCAGCUUUGACUGGACUUAACCGUCCACGGGGCCUUUACCUUUACUAGAUAUAUAGGUAUAUAUAUAUCUCAUCUGAUCUGACAAUACUCUUUAUUAAAAGUUUCCAGGGGUCCUUUUACCAUUACCUUUUUUUAAUAACAAUGUUCUGGAUUUGCAUUUCCACUGAAAGUGGUUAAUCUUCUCCAGCCAUUGGCGUUAACUGUGGCCUGCUGUUCUGCUGCUUUUGUAUUGUCAAUGCAUUGUUUCCAUUUCUACAGAAAGUGGAUCUCACCAGCAAGGCUGUUACAGAAGUCUUGGCUAGGACUACGGAAUACCUCCAGCCCAAUCCUGGUAAGGCCCUUUGCCAUGGCUAAGCUUUCCCCCCCCACACACAUAUUUUGUGAAUUUUGUCUAGAAUUGCUUCUUUUUUUAAAAAAAAAAAAAGCAUUUGCUUUCUGAAACGAAUUCUACAGUGGUGCCUCGCAAGACGAAAUUAAUCCGUUCCGCGAGUGUCCUCGUCUAGCGGUUUUUUCGUCUUGCGAAGCAACCCUAUUAGCGGCUUAGCAGAUUAGCGCUAUUAGCGGUUUAGCGGCUAUUAAAGGCUUAUCGGCUUAGCGGAUUAGCUGCUAAAAGGCUAUUAAAGGCUUAGCGGCUUAGAUAAAGGGGGGGGGAAGCGAAAAAAAAUCUCAAGACUCGCAAGACAUUUUCGUCUUGCGAAGCAAGCCCAUAGGGAAAUUCGUCCUGCGAAGCAACUCAAAAACGGAAAACCCUUUCGUCUAGCGGGUUUUCCGUCUUGCGAGGCAUUCGUCUUGCGGGGCACCACUGUACUUCCUUCCUUGAGACCUUCUUGGACUCCAGCUCCCAGCAGUCAGCGCAGCCAGCGGUAGGGAAUGAUGGGAGCUGGAGUCCGACAACACCAGGCAUAGGCAAACUCGGCCCUCCAGAUGUUUUGGGACUACAACUCCCAUCAUCCCUAGCUAGCAGGACCAGUGGUCAGGGAUGAUGGGAGUUGUAGUCCCAAAAACAUCUGGACGGCCGAGUUUGCCUGUGCCUGGACAACAUCCACAGCCCCCAUUCCCCAGCACCCCAGAGUUUUUAAAAAAAGACAGCACAUAAAACAGCUCGGUGGCUUGUUGCUAGACAAGAGGCGGUGCUCUUCCAGCAGAAAGCUGUGAUUUUGAUGUGGAACAUCUGCAUGGGAAUUUUGGCACUUCGCUCGGGUGGAAAAAAACAGCACAACCCAUUUCUGCAGCCAGAAAGGGACGGGUGGUUUUGUUUCACUUAACGUUGCUCGAUGCAACGUGAAAUCAUCUGGCGUAAUGGAGUCGCCUGCAUCUUAUUCUGUAGCUGGUGCUAUGCGCGCGCGCACACACACACACACACACACACACACCAUUUUUUCACUGAUACCACGGUCUCUGACUCUUGUUUUGUUUUUGCUUAUACCUCUGUGUGUGAUUUUUCUUACUUGAUCUGUAUUUUGUGGUCACGGGGGGAAACAGUUUUUUGCUGAGUUUUCGUGGCGACUUCUUUGACUGCUUUUUGGUGAUCGGAUCCCGGUUUAAUCAGCCGGGAUGUGCUUGGGCUAUGUGCGCUCGCACCCUGCCCCUAUUUCAUUUAUUCCUGUCGGUGGCUCUUGCAUCGCCUCGCAUUCCAAAGGAAGUCUCUUAAGCGGCUUGCGACAUCCUAAAAAUAUCGGAAAUAAAAAGCUAGAUACAAAAACUGCAGUGGGAGGGGAAAUCCACAUUUUAGAGUAGCGGAAGGAACACUUUUAAGACAGUACUUUUGUACUGUUUUAUUGUUUUAGCCGCCCUGAGCCCGGCUUCAGCUGGGGAGGGCGGGAUAUAAAUAUUAUUAUUAUUAUUAUUAUUAUUAUUAUUAUUAUUAUUAUUAUCCAACUGAGCAGGCUCUUGAGAAGGUGUGCUAUUUAAACCUUCCCCCUCUCCCACCUUUUCAGAGUCAGAAGUCCCGAGGGGUAGCCCGGUGCCAGAUAACUUCAUGGCCCAGAAAUAUUGCACAGUACCUCUCUUCUGCCUGCAGGGAGGACUCAAAUCUAAGAAAAUGGGGGGAGAUAGCACAGAGUUGUUGAGUUUUUUUUGCUGUGAUUUACCCAGGGUUGUUGAGGGACGCGGGUGGCGCUGUGGGUUAAACCAAUAAAGCGAGAUGAGCGCCGCAACCCCAGAGUCGUCCGCGGCUGGACCUAAUGGUCAGGGGUCCCUUUACCUUUACCCAGGGUUGUGGAGCUUUUUUUAGGGGAGUUUGCCAAAAAAUAGCUCACCUGCAGAAGCUGCCAAUCGCCCACCCAACUGCCAGUGCCAGGGCGUCAGCCAAUCAACACCACCCAUUGACACAGCAACCAAUAACACGCACAAUAGCAGCUGACAUCCUCGGCAACAGCCAAUCAAACAUCCACCCUAUGCGCUACCCAUGUAUAAGAUGACCCGCACUUUUUAGCAUGAUUUUUAAAGGGGGGGGGGGAAGUACGGUAAGUCUCAUUCACUGCCCUGCUACCCCCUCCUGCGUCUCACUGGUAAAUAGCUCCCAUAAGCUGCUGGGAGUGAAAAGGUUUCUCCAGACCUGCCUGAAAACAUGCACAGUAUUCCCCUGUACACCUACAUUUUUAGUAGGCAAUAAUGGGCGAGCUCAUGCUGUCUUUUGGGGGAGAUAGGCCCACCAUUAACCACUUUUCCCACGGAGAAACAAGUGGCUUAUAGAAGGUCAGUUUGUCGACCUCCACCAGAGUUUGCAAAUCAAGACCCAACCUGCAGUUCUCCUACAAAGCUAAGCUAGUUCCCAGAAACGUUUGGCGCAUGGCUAUGAGACCUUUCCUCUUUGGCUUCCUAUUGUUCGCCUAAGUGUUAAAAGAAUAAAAAUAAAACCAUCGCCACGGCCCUUUAGGCAAUUUGUGGGUAAAACGAGCCAACGAUGGCUGGUGCCGGGAGAGUGGGAAUGCCAAUGGAGAGCCGAAACACAGGAAGGCAGCACAGUUUGGUGAACAGGACCGUCGGGAGUGAGUCAGGCCACUGGGCCCAUCGAGCUCACAAGGAGCAACAGCUGCUCUCUCAAGAGAUUCAGUCUUUCCCCAGCUCUGCAUGGAGCCAGUGGGGAUCAAACCUGCGAGGCUCUGCAUACAAGGCUCUAACCGUGGCGUUACAGCCUUUCCCCGUAACUUCUGGGGAAACACUGGGUUCAAAAACACUGGGCAGGCCUGCACCCUAGAUUUUGACCAUGGUUAAAAAGUAACCCUGACUCCUUCCGAACCAGGGUUUGCUAACUGUUCCAGAAUGGGGUGGGAACUUGGGGACAGAGGGCUCUGCCUUCCACCAGGGUUUCCUAAAGUUGGGUCUUCAGCUGUUUUUGGACUACAACUCCCAUCAUCCAUAGCUAGCAAGUCCACCGGCCAGGGACUAUGGGAAUUGUAGUCCGAAAACAGCCAGAAAGAUUGGGAAGCCCCGAUCUACACCGACUAUCAGUGGCUUAGCAGGGUUUUGGACACGAUUCCCCCCCCCCCAGCCCUACCGGGAGAUGCUGAAACAUCAUGGGCUGGUUGGACGCAGAGGAAUAGUAGGGGAAACCAGCUGGGGAAUCCCCAAGGCAAGAAGGCUCAGAGCCAGGGGAUGGGUGGUGGGACAACGGUGAGUGGUCAGAGGGAGAAGACUGGGAGGAGAAGCUGAAGGGGUAACAGGAUUUAGUGAGUGGGAGGAGACUGUGGCAGAGCGAGGUCCAGGCAGGAGAGGAGGGAGGCCAAGAGGCAAAGAUGAGUCCAGCUGGGUAAGAGUCUCAGGUGUCUCCUCCCCUUCCUGCAGCGACAAGCUCCCUUUCCCAGAACCAGAAGAGGGCUGAAAUGGGUGGAGUAGCGGCGGGCUGCACACAGGCACAGUCUCUGAUUGCUUGGGGGAAAGCCCUGGAGAGGAGGGUGUUAAGUUGCGGGUGAACAUAUCAGACGACACAGCGAUUCUUCAAACAGCUCUUGUUUAUUCAGAGGCCAGAACAGAACUGAACUGAAGGGCUCAGUCAGCCUGCUUAUAUAGAGCUCCAGUACAACGUUACUGUAGCAACUUCCUAAAACUAUCCAAUCACUGAACGUCACUUUCGAUCCUUCAUUUGCAUAACUAUCUACAGUAUCCCCCUGCUGGCCCAGGGUGAGAACUUCAGUACAUAACAGAGGGGAUUUAGACUAAGGUUACCAGACAUCCCCAGGAACAGUCCCUGGAUUUACAAAUCAGUCCCCAUACAAAAUCCAUUGAAGUUGAAAAGUGUCCCCAGAUUCAUUGAAAAACAUCUGGUAACCUUAACUUAGACGGCUGUGGGGAGGUGGGGACUUUCAGCCUCGGCAACUGAUUCACGGGGUAAUGAUAAUAAUAAUAAUAAUAAUAAUAAUAAUAAUAAUAAUAAUAAUAAUAAAUUUAUAUCCCGCCCUCCCCAGCCAAAGCCGGGCUCAGAGCAGCUAACAACAGUAAAAUAAUACAGCACUCUAAAAUCAAUUCAUUAUAAAAUCAGUUCAAAUCAAACUGAUGGCAACCGUUGGGCUAGAGUUCUGUGAGGAUAACCAAAGGAGGGAGUCAGGCUGCGCCCUGGCCAAAGGCCUGGUGGAACAGCUCUGUCUUGCAGGCCCUGCGGAAAGAUGUCAAGUCCCGCAGGGCCCUAGUCUCUUGUGGCCUUCUUCUCCUGAAGAUGUCCCGCGAGGCACUGGAGGUUUAGGAUCAGAGUUUUCCUUUUCCUAGAUAUGCCCUAAAUGUCUUACUGCAUUCAAUGAAGUUUGCUAGAGUUCACCUUUUACUGGAAGAUUAUGAUUAGCAUCGUGUCUGAUCGCCAUCAGUUUUUAAAAUUUUAAAACAAACUUUAAGCUGAGCUGACAGCCAGCAGACUUCUGUUCUCAAAUUUUAUGGGGCUUAAAAACAUUAUUCAUUCUCUACCUUCUUGGCCCCUAAACAGUUUCCGGGAUGAGCUGCUGUGCGCAUUAGACCUGACACCCAGCCAAACCUGAGGAUAUCAUUCUUUUGCUAAUAAAGAGUUAACUCCCAACUUUGAACUGCUCUUUGACAUGGGGUUGAGGGCUUGAACCUGUUUCUUUCUGCACCACGCAGGGCAGAUAUUCUGCCACUGAGCUGUGGCUCUUUUCCCCAAAAUAAAGCCUUUGUGGUUCCGAUAGAGCACAUGAUUUUGGGAGCACAGGAAGUUGCUUGAGAACUGAGUCGAGGCCACUGGCCUGUCCAGCCCAAUAUCGCCUGUGCUGACCGUGGCGUUCCAGGGUUUCAGGAAGAGAAGGGGUCUUCCCCACCCCCCCGUUUGCUGACCCGUCCCUUUGAGCUGAAGGUGGCUUUCGACGCGCACUGUGUUUUUUGCUGCUGAGCCAGCCGGCAAGGCGGUCCGCGCGGCCUGCUCCCGAUUCUUGGCUUUUGGGUUGCAUUCCAGCAGGCUUCCCGUAACCACUUCUGCAAAGAGGACCCCAGGGAUUAAUUUGGAUCUUUGCCAGAAGAUCAGGGAGUCUGUAGCUUUCGCGCGCACACACCCCUCUCACUUCUGGCAAGUUCCGGGCUGGACUAUUUUCUGCCUGCGAUCCUGGAAAAACGACCAUUACCUGAUAUUUUGGGGUUGUUCUAAGACAAUAGAUUUUUUUUUUCUUGGCCGCCAAGGCUGCCUCUCCUGUUUCCCUCCCCUGCUUAAUUAUUGGCAAUCGCCUUGACUCGUUGGCAAGACGGUCUGAUGGAAACUCUCGUGUGGCUGCCAUCCAUUGCUGUCAACCGUCCCUUAUUUGGUGGGAAAGUCCCUUAUCCCAGCGCCGUGUCCCGGUGCUGUCCCUUAUUGAUGAUGUCCCUUAAAUUUCCCGGGUUUCAAAGGAAGCAGCUCCUCUCCCUCCCUCCCUGCCAGCCAGGGAGGAGGGAGGCUCCAACUGUGUUGCUUGGCGGCCCGGCCCGCCCCCCUCCGGCCUCUUCUCACCAGCCUCGGCCCCCGGGAGCUCCUCCCCAACGGGACUGGCGGGAGCCUCGGGCCCUUCCGCCACCAUCCUCCUCGCAGCCACCGAACUGAGUGUCUCUGCCUGGGGCCUCCCCUCUGCCCAUUGCCGCCGCUCCCACUAGGCCGUACUGCGGCUGCGCCACCAAAGGACCUGGAUGAGAUGGGCAGCCUGGCACGGCCCAUGAAUUGCUGAGGAGCCUUGAGAGGAGAGCAAGGGCAACCAUAGAGAAAGAAGUUCAGAGAGAGGAGGAAGAGGCGGAGGCGUGGGCAGGUGUUCCAAAGGCUACAAGGGAAGGACCGCAAGCGCUUCUCCCAUAGAUUUGUAGUGGUAGACUAGCAUAGAUGGUCUGAUCUGCAGGUUUACUUUGGGUGCUAUCUCCCCCCCCUCCUCCCGCCCCACCUGAUGGAACUGAGAGCUGCAGAUGGAGCACAAGAGAAAAGAUACAGAACUGCAGCAGCAUCUUUGUAGCUUGGACUUCGUUUUGCGCGAAAAGUGGUUGCUGCUUGUAGUUAUUUACUGUAUUUUUUGCUCUAUAGGAUGCACUUUUUCCCCUCCAAAAAUUAAGGGGAAAUGUGUGUGCGUCCUGUGGAGCGCAUGCAGGCUCCUUGGCUUCAGCGAUAGCAAUGCAAAGCGCAGAGGGAGCACUCCCUCAGCGCUCCGGAGGCUUUGCGUUGCUUUUGCUGAAGCCUGGAGAGCGAGAGGGGUCGGCGCACACCGCCUGAAGCCUUUGGAGCGCAGCGGGAACUCGCGCUGCGCUCCGAAGGCUUCGGGUUCCUUUAGCUGAAGCCGGGAGAGCAAGACUCUCCUGGCAUCAGCAGAGAGAGAGAGCUGCGCAGCGCCCCUUCAGCCAAGCAGGAGGAGAAAUGGAAGGGGCUCCGUUUCUCCUACCGCUUCGCUGAAGGGGCGCUGAGCAGAGAGGGGGAGAUUUUUUUUUCUUGUUCUCCCCCUCUAAAACAAGGUGCAUCCUAUGGUCGGGUGUAUCCUAUAGAGCGAAAAAUACGGUGAUUUCAGUAUUUCAUCGGCUGGUGUCUUGAGCAGCAACCUCUGGAAACGAAGGGCUAAAAACCAGCGCUGCUCCCUGAAAUUAUCUGGUCCCUUUUCACUUCGUAUUUCAGCUGGUUGACUAAAAUCCCUUAUUUUGGCUGCUGAUCCCUUAUUUUCGAGGCUGCUGGUCCCUUAUUUUCAAAUCUGUAAGUUGACAGCUAUGCUGCCGUCUCUUUUCUACACCAGCGUCCCGGGCCAAGCUGACCAUGCUGAACACCAUGUCCAAAAUCCGAGGGCAAGUGAAGAACCCAGGCUACCCGCAGUCGGAAGGCCUUCUAGGAGAGACCAUGAUCCGUUACGGCAAGGAGCUGGGCGAAGACUCCAAUUUCGGUGAGGGCGCCCUACCCAUAUUAUUAAUAUUAUUAUUAGGUUGCUUGGUUGGCAUCCGUCUGUGUCUCAGGUGACAAUGGAAGAGGGUACUUUAACCAUUGGAGAGUUACAGCGCCUCCUGUGGCCAUAGAGACCACUACAGGAGAGACAUGUUUUGUUGCAGCUGGGGCAGAGAGAGGCGUCCCCUACCUGCAAACUUCCCCAUGCAGAGCAGACACUGUGUCGCUGAACGGUGGCCUCUCCGGUCUCACCCUUGUGGAUUUUGCAUAGCCUUGUCAAGGCUGCUUUGCUUUCUUGCUUUCCUUUUAUUUCUUUUAUCUUUAAAAGAUAUUUUGUUGGGUUUUUUUAGAAUAGAUUUUAUUUGAUUUUACAAAUUCCUUUGCACUCCUGAUCACAAAAAAAAAAUAAAUUAAAAUUGCACAAGAUUCUUUCGAAUCUCAAAACGUCCCUCCUCCCCUCUGUGGGUUCUUUAAGUAACUUUUAUAACUGUGUAUUAUAAGUCCUUCUUAUUUACAGGGAUGCAAAUGAAUGAAUGGGACACGGGUGGCGCUGUGGGUUAAACCACAGAGCCUAGGACUUGCUGAUCAGAAGGUCGGCGGUUCGAAUCCCCGCGACGGGGUGAGCUCCCGUCGCUCGGUCCCUCUCCUGCCCACCUAGCAAUUCGAAAGCACGCCAGUGCAAGUAUAUAAAUAGGUACCGCUCCGGCGGGAAGGUAAACGGCGUUUCCGUGCGCUGCUCUGGUUCACCAGAAGCGGCUUAUUCAUGCUGGCCACAUGACCCAGAAGCUGUACGCCGGCUCCCUCGGCCAAUAAAGCGAGAUGAGCGCCGCAACUCCAGUCGGCUAUGACUGGACCUAAUAGUCAGGGGUCCCUUUACCUUUACCUUAUUGUAUCCAAAGUCUAUGGUUCAUUGCAAGAGUUAUUUAAAACCUGCCAAAGAGUGUUUACAGGGGUCUUUCAGAUACAAUAUAAAUUUUCCCCAUUCUUUUGAUCCUCCUGAUUUCUGAUUUUCCCGGUUAAUCUUGCCAUCUCUGUGUAAUCCAAUAGUUUCAUCUGCCAGUCCAUCCUAGUAGGUAUCUCGUCGUCUUUCCAACUCUGGGCAAGCAGCAUCCUUGCAGCUGUCUUAGCGUACAUAAACAAUCUUUUCCAUUCCUUUGGUAUAAAGGUAAAGGGACCCCUGACCAUUAGGUCCAGUCGUGACCGACUCUGGGGUUGCGGCGCUCAUCUCGCUUUACUGGCCGAGGGAGCCGGCGAACAGCUUCCGGGUCAAGUGGCCAGCAGGACUAAGCCGCUUCUGGUGAACCAGAGCAGUGCACGGAAACGCCGUUUCCCUUCCCGCCGGAGUGGUACCUAUUUAUCUACUUGCAUUUUGAUGUGCUUUCGAACUGCUAGGGGACCGAGCAACAGGAGCUCACCCCGUCGCGGGGAUUCGAACAGCCAACCUUCUGUUCGGCAAGUCCUAGGCUCUGUGGUUUAACCCACAGCGCCACCUGCAUACUUUCCUUUUAACCAGCUAUCUUGUCUCUCCCUUCAUCCCCGCUCUCCCGGCGCUGCUGUUUCCCUUUCGCCCCGCACGAAGGCGACGCACUUCUCGACGCUGGCGAGUCCAUGAAGCGCUUGGCCGAGGUUAAGGACUCUCUGGACAUCGAGGUCAAGCAGAACUUUAUCGACCCCCUUCAGAACUUGUGCGACAAGGACUUGAAAGAGAUCCAGGUAACCGCGGUUGCACUUGAUAGGAUAAGAACGUAGGUAGCUGCCUUGUCGUCGGGGUCCAUGCUGAGGAGCAGGAGGACAGUAUAAAUUUGGAGCAGUGGUUUGCAGAGGGGCAUAGUGUAGAAGACAGAAGUUGGGAAGAACUGGGAGGUGAACAGCUAGGAGGAGAAGAACUGGGAGAAAGAGAGUUUUUUUAAAAAAAAAAUACCAUAUUUUUUGCUCUAUAAAACUCACUUUUUCCCCUCCUAAAAAGUAAGGGGAAAUGUGUGUGCAUCUUAUGGAGCGAAUGCAGGCUGCGCAGCUAUCCCAGAAGCCAGAACAGCAAGAGGGAUUGCUGCUUUCACUGCGCAGCGAUCCCUCUUGCUGUUCUGGCUUCUGGGAUUCAGAAUAUUUUUUUUCUUGUUUUCCUCCUCCAAAAACUAGGUGCAUCUUGUGGUCUGGUGCGUCUUAUAGAGCGAAAAAUACGGUGUUUAAUCAUUUUUUCGAUACAAACAACAACCGCAAAAGAGACUACAACGAAAACCAUAAUACAGUGGUACCUUGGGUUAAGUACUUAAUUCGUUCCGGAGGUCUGUUCUUAACCUGAAACUGUUCUUAACCUGAAGCACCACUUUAGCUAAUGGGGCCUCCUGCUGCCACCGCGCCGCCGGAGCCCAAUUUCUGUUCUUAUCCUGAAGCAAAGUUCUUAACCUGAAGCACUAUUUCUGGGUUAGCGGAGUCUGUAACCUGAAGCAUAUGUAACCUGAAGCGUAUGUAACCCGAGGUACCACUGUAACAAUAACACAAUUUGACAAUUCAGAUUUAAAUACACUGAUAUACCUACGACUGCACCCUUUUAACAUUAUUUCCCCACCUCUCUCUCCUCCCCCCACUAUCCGCCUCAUCGCUUAAAUAUUCAUUCCAGAUUUCUACCUAUUUAUCCAUUCUUAAUUUUCGUCGACGUGCAAUUCGUUCAUAUGACAGCUAAUCUGUCUAUAUUAUCAAUCCAUGUGCUCAAUGGAAUCUCUUCCAAUUCAUCAAAACAAGUUUUUUUGCUUUAAUAUAGCACGGUACAUCCAUUAUUUUAUUUGACCCCUUGAAAUCUUAACUGGGAGAGAGAGAGUUAACAGUCUCACUUUCUCUGGAAAGCGUCCACCUGCUCAGCCCAAGGAGAGCAGAUACCGUAUUUUUCACUCUAUAAGACGCACCAGACCACAAGACGCACCUAGUUUUUGGAGGAGGAAAUCAAGAAAAGAAAUUCUGAAUCUCAGAAGCCAGAAGAUCAAGAGGGAUCGCUGAGCAGUGAAAGCAGCAAUCCCUCUUGCUGUUCUGGCUUCUGUGAUAGCUGCGCAGCCUGCAUUCGCUCCAUAAGACGCACACACAUUUCCCCUUCCUUUUUAGGAGGGAAAAAGUGAGCCUUAUAGAGCAAAAAAUACAGUAAGUUGACUGCACAGAAAGCACAGUGGUCAUGAUAGCAGGUUGCAAGAGGUGGGAGUGACGGGGGUGACAAGGGGGGCAGUGGGUGGAACCCUUAAUUGGGAGCACCUCAUCCCUAGGAAUGCAUGUUUUGUCCUCUUACAGUAAUCAUUAAAACUUUGAACUGGUAAGAGACUCCUUUCGCUUUGUUCUGCCUAUCUACUGCCAAAGGGCAGCGAGGAAGCAGAGUCCCUGAAGCCUGACACUUGUGCUGGUCUGCCCGGCUCAGUAUUGUCUACACAGACUGGCAGCAGCUCUCCAGAGUUUAAAACGGGUUUCCCACUCCCAGACGAUGUCGGGAAUUUGAACCCGGGACCUUCUGUAUGCAGAGCAGAGGCUGUGCUUUUGGCUUUGGGGGAUCUCUCAAAGGGCUUUUUAUGCAGCUGUGCCAUUUCAUCUAUUUGUUUUGCAUAACGAUUGCCUAUAUUUUUCAUUGUGGUACAGGC